Blepharisma stoltei is the source of this 276-nucleotide messenger RNA. NCBI's taxonomy places the organism in Eukaryota, Ciliophora, Heterotrichea, Heterotrichida, Blepharismidae. The record is from the annotation of a GenBank genome assembly.
AUGUUAGGAUGUGUGUCUUUAUAUUUUUUAUGAAUAUUCUCCAUGGUCAUGAAAAAGGUUCCUGAGAACAAUACGUCUCUGAGUAAAGUUACUCGAAGUCCUGAAAAGCCAGAAAAACUAAAAGUGAGUUGUCCUGAGCCUGUUCCCAUUAAAGAGGUCUUAAAUCUCUCAAUUGGAGAAGACACAAUUACAGCUGUAAGUUUUGAUAGCAUUGCAGAUAAUCCAGCACCAAGUGAUCCAAAUCAGUCAUCUAAUGGCGGUCGAAGUACUUCAUAG